AGAUUCAUAGAGGUCCGUCCGGGUUACGGAACGUCUCGUUGUUAUUUGGUGUUGUUUUCGUCAAAUCGUGUUGAUUUUACGUAGGUUUGUGGUGAUUAAUCAAGGUUUUUGUCCUGUAGUUUUAUGGAAACAAAAGUGGUUUUUUAACCUUUUAUGUGAAAAGGAGGGGCAAGAGGAAUGUAUCGGCCAAAAUAAACGAAUCAAGUUAUGGAAUCUGAAGACCUUCUGAGAUAUUAUUUAGAUGAAGUCAAGGAUACUCAGCAUGAUAUCAAUAAUUUAGAGGUAGAAGAACACAUACCCAAUGAGGCCGAACAAGCAACUGAUUUCUUAUUAAAAGCCGGCCUAUCAAACCUAAACCAACUUUACCAUCAAGGCAAAGAAAUCUCCGAUAAUAUUGUGAUAGACUCAGUUAGGCAGAAGCAUUUGACUGAAAAACAAGCUCAAACCGUUAGGUCGCGUGUCGCCACCCUUAAUAAAACCCUGCGCAGCAGACAACCGCGCAGAAAAUACCGGCAAGAUGUUAGGGAUGUCGCUUGGAAUAUCGAGACUUCAAGUACUGGUACCAGGUCGAGAAGCGCCACUCCAGACUCCUUAGAUUCUGGAGAUAAUCCCAAUUCUCAUAACGAAGAUCUCACUUCAGACGAAGAUCAUCAGCUUUCCUCACUACCUCCGUUUCCAUUAGAGCAUACGCAUCAUGUGAACGCCAAAACGAAAAUCAAAUCAACCUCAAGCGAACCUUUGCAAAGUAAGAAGUUUACUAGGCACGACAAUAAGGGUGAUAUAGCACACUUAGGGUCUGAAAAUGUUGUUCUGAAGGGCUAUCAACCUUUGGUAGAAAAUGUUUUUCCGCCAAUCCGUCCGCUUAGGGAUAGAAGUGGUAGUGACCCUACCACGGAGUCUAAUUUACAACCCCUCAAAGUCCAAAAUACGGAACCUUUUGCGGAACCUACUCCAAACUUCCAUACUCAGCUGACUAGAACUAGUAACAAUAAUACAAAUCACCAUUGCAGCACCGUAUAUAUUCAUUGUAACGAACCUAAUAAUGACAAUGAAUCUUUAAGUUUUGAGGGACUGAUUAGGCAAAGUGAACUUAAUCAUUGUGAUUCGAGGAGUUGGGAAUUGGAGGACGGAGUGAGCAUAGACGAACUUAGUGAUAGUGAGUAUCAGUAUUUAAAACCACUACUUUACGUGGAGGUAGUUGCCAUAUUUGACCAACAUAAGAUAAGUUAUUUUAAGAAAAAGGCCAGUACAAAGAACAAAGGAGGAAAUGUGUUUGGGGUGAACCUGUCAACGUUGGUAAUGCGGGACAUGCCAACGCCCACAGAUAACUCCAUGGUACCACAAGUUUUCCAAAGCAUAAUAAACCAGCUCAACACUAGGUGUAUUGCAGAAGAUGGAAUACUUAGGGUGGCCGGACAAAAGCAAAAACUAGAAACUUUAUGUACUGAAAUUGAAAUGAAAUUUUACCACAAUAGGAGGCACGUGGAGGAACUAUUAAAGCACGCUACUGCACAUGAACUGACUGGAGUACUUAAAAAAUUGCUGAGAGAGUUACCUGAUCCUGUCUUUACUAUGGAAUUGUUUGAUAUGUUUUAUAAAGCUGGAUCGAUCGCAGAUUCCCAAGACAAAAGGCGAGCAUUAAACUUACUAGUUUUAAUGCUUCCCAUAGAACACCGGAACACCUUUAGAGUCAUACUUGAAUUUUUAUUGAAUGUAAUCGAAAACCAAAGCAAAAACCGGAUGGGACUUCAUAAUGUCGCAACCAUUACUGCACCAUCAUUUUUCCCUCCGAAAUUAUUGCUUGCCAAGACCAGAAAAUUGCUGGAUAACAAAAUGACUCCAGAAGAGCGAUCUAAGCAGCUGAAUGUGGCAGCUAAUUGUGUGUGUAUUAUGGAAACUGUGUUAAAAACCGGACAAACGCUAUGGACUGUCCCAAAAAAUUUAGCAGCACAAGCACGUCAAGCACAACAGAAGGCACAAAUGAAAAAGGAUUUAGGCAAAGAGAAGGAUAAAAAAAUUAGGUCAAAAACGAAAUUAGUGAGAAGUAGUACUCAGUACGAACCAGGUGCAAUGAACUUACCGCGUAUUAAAAAAGAUUUUCUUGUAUAGUUCUGGAUGUUAAAGUAGUUUUUAUCGACUCAUUCCGUUAUUUUUUAUGUAUUAUGGCGUUUUAUACCCUUUAUUAAUUAUUAUGUUAAACUUCCUGUAGACUUAAUUGUACUGUUAAUUUAUGUGAUGAAUAGUGUUGCAAUAAAAACCCACCAAAAUUGUUACUAGGCAUAACAGGGUGGAGCAAAAGAUAAUAAAUUAUUAUUUAUUAUAUAUUUUGUUCAUUUUUGUACUUAAAUUCAGAAAGAAAGGAAACUGAUAAAUCAAAAAGCUUAUCAAUUGUUGGCUCAUUGUUACUGAAUAUCAAUUAUUUUUGACCCAUCCUGUAUAUAUUUAUAGAAAACAGUGUACCUUUAAAAUACUGUCCAAUGGACAAUAUUUAUUAUUUUUAUUUCCUGUUAUGUAAUACAAUGGUUUACCAAAUAAUAUUAGUUAGCUUUAAGAAGGAAUGGUUUUUAAACCUUCCUCAUCGGAAUAACAUCUUAUUGUGAUCAUAACAUUAAUAAUAUUUAAAACCAUAUAUAGGAUGAUUCUAUUUUCAAAUACCUGUGCCAAUAAAAAAAAUAAAGUUUUUAAAAAUUA
Messenger RNA from Anthonomus grandis grandis, 2691 nucleotides. RefSeq names its product rho GTPase-activating protein conundrum (gene conu). Gene Ontology annotation, biological process: signal transduction; regulation of small GTPase mediated signal transduction; regulation of actin filament polymerization. The transcript has 11 exons. The record is from RefSeq and is a predicted model, not a curated record. Gene Ontology annotation, cellular component: cytoplasm. Gene Ontology annotation, molecular function: GTPase activator activity. Bases 208 to 2109 code for a protein of 633 amino acids. NCBI's taxonomy places the organism in Eukaryota, Metazoa, Arthropoda, Insecta, Coleoptera, Curculionidae.